This is a messenger RNA of Owenia fusiformis, 832 nucleotides long. Lineage: Eukaryota; Metazoa; Annelida; Polychaeta; Sabellida; Oweniidae. The record is from the annotation of a GenBank genome assembly.
UAAAUAUUUCGGAUAUCAGUACAAAUGUGUGUUGUGUAUGCAUAUAUAUUUAUCAACACUUCGUUUUAUGACUUCAAUUGGAAAAACAAAGAUGCAUAAGGAAGCCAGACACAACCUUUAAACUGAACUAGAUAAUUAAACUACAAUAGUAUAUGCACAGGAGGAAAACAGUAUUCUUGAGAACCGGACUGAAAUGGGGAACACUACGGUAAAAUGUCACACAUACUCCUUAACGAAGGAUCAUCAGAGUUCGGAUAUAGACAGAAAUGGGCCGUGUGAUUUUUCUUAUUCUGACAAUGGCAGCGAUUUGGUGUUAGUUAUAGAAGGGAAGCGAUUGUAUGUUCAUAGACAAAUUCUAGCGAAAUAUUCUCCAGUGUUUUCUGCCAUGUUAAGUGAUGAUUUCAAGGAACGGGAGGCCAAGGAAAUCCCACUCCCCGGGAAGAGUUACAAAGAGUAUCGUGAGCUGCUACGGGCUGUGUACUGUCACGGGGCGGCUCAUAGCAAUCGUGACAAAUGUUGGCCCUACUCUCACUUACAUGUAAAGCCAGAGACAUUUCUAUUACACAAUGAGAACGUAUACUAUCUACUUUCUCUGUCGGAUGAAUACCAAAUAGAUGCAAUCAAAGACAAAUGUGAAGAGUUCCUCUGCCUAACAACCACACAGAGUAAUGUUACUGAACAUCUAUACCUUGCCGAACUAUAUGAUCUCAAAAAGUUGCUCAAAACAAUUGUCCCCAUUGCAGCUAAAAUCUCUUCACAUAAACUUAAAUCUAGUCCAUAUUAUACUCAUAUCUCUGAUAAGAGGUUCCAGAUUAGACUUGUUCCUGAUUAG